Messenger RNA from Poeciliopsis prolifica (blackstripe livebearer), 1276 nucleotides. It is a transcript of the gene nat14, whose product is annotated as N-acetyltransferase 14 (GCN5-related, putative). The transcript has 4 exons. NCBI's taxonomy places the organism in Eukaryota, Metazoa, Chordata, Actinopteri, Cyprinodontiformes, Poeciliidae. Gene Ontology annotation, molecular function: N-acetyltransferase activity. The record is from RefSeq and is a predicted model, not a curated record. The coding region runs from base 203 to 1033 and encodes 276 amino acids.
AGGAACUGUGAUCAUUCAAUAAGAUUCGCGCGGACUGUUUACAAGCAGAAGCUCUUAAGUUGUUUGUUUGCGGCGCCUGAGCUGCGAUUGAGCCGCAGCGUGCAGAAGGCUGCCUGUUUACAUGUGGAUGCUGGGCUUCACACCACACCACAGGUAGAGUCAGUGGUGCCAAGGGCCUCCUGUCAAAGCACAAACACUGAACAUGGUGAGGCUGGAGUUAGACCAGGUGAUAAUGAGGAGGAUGAAGGAGGACGACAUUGAAGUGGUGAAAGCCCUUGUUAAGGAAGGCUGCGAGGGCACCGAGAACCGUCUCAUCUUACACAUCCUCACACGUCCACUCUGCCUUUUCAUCCUGGCCGUUUUCUCCUCCAUCCUGCGCUGCCUCGUUCACUCCUUCAUCCUGGCCCUGGCUAUCCCUGUGUUCCUGCUGAUUGUCUUUCUGAAGAUCACCAUGCCACGGUCAACGGGGGUCCUGGGCAGCAGUCGCCCCUACUGGGACUAUAUUGGCAGUAGCUACAGAGGCCAACAGGAUGAGACGUUACAGAAUCCCUACUGCAGGAUCAGUGGGAAAACGCCAGGAGCAAAAAAGCAACGCCGCAGAAUUGGAUCUAAAGACAAAGUCAAGGAAACAUCAUCAGAGAAGAUCACUGCAGAGAGAGAGCAAGCAGCAGGUCAGGUGUGGGUGGCAGACUGCGAAGGGGAUAUCGUGGGCUGCGUCUUCCGUGAGAGCGAGACACGUCCGAGCGUGAGGAGGAUCUGCAGGCUUGUGACGGGCUGUUGGUACCGCAGGGAGGGUCUGGGUCGUCUUCUGGUCCAGAGUCUGGAGCUGAAGGAGAGGGAGAGCGGCGCACGUAGGGUGUAUGCGCACAUCCCCUACCCAUCCAAAGUAGGCGAAGCCUUCUUCAGGAAAGUGGGCUAUCGGCAGCUGGGUGAGGCGACUGAUGAAGAAGAUGACGAUGAGAUGAAGAAAGAGACCCCAGAGAGAGGUUUUAUGGGGUAUCCUCUCACUAAGGUGUUCUACAAAGACUUGUGAUUGACAAUCAAGUCAAAGCCAUUAGAAUAACGGCACGUUUACUUGUUAACCCUUGAAUUAUGCGAUAUUAAUUAAAGUAUUUAUUUAUCAUGUGCAUUGGCGCUAUUUAAUUUUAAGUGACAUCUCCAUUUUGAUGACGCAGUCGGGUUUUCUCAUGCAAAAAAGACAUUGCAAAGUCUGAGUUGUUCUGUACUUUACACUCGUUUGAUCAAGUAAAUCAUUUCUGUCAAGUCUGUUUCUUUA